This is a messenger RNA of Salvelinus fontinalis (brook trout), 1940 nucleotides long. It is a transcript of the gene coq5, whose product is annotated as coenzyme Q5, methyltransferase. Gene Ontology annotation, molecular function: methyltransferase activity. Bases 32 to 1033 code for a protein of 333 amino acids. Lineage: Eukaryota; Metazoa; Chordata; Actinopteri; Salmoniformes; Salmonidae. The transcript has 6 exons. Gene Ontology annotation, biological process: ubiquinone biosynthetic process. The record is from RefSeq and is a predicted model, not a curated record.
UGUAGUCCGCCCACAGAAGAAGAAAAAUAACAUGGCGGCUUCCAUUAGGUUGCUCGCUCGGAGAAUAGUUCGUGAUGCUUCUCGAACUGUCAACAGCAGUGUGUCUGGUCGAAUAGUCAGUUCGAGUUGCCCUUCAAAUCUUUCAUCUUGUCGAUGUUUCAGCGAUGGUGCUGCGGACAAAAGUACACAUUUCGGCUUCGAGACUGUGUCCGAAGGAGAGAAGGCAGAGAGAGUUUACAAGGUGUUUGAGAGCGUGGCCCCGAAGUAUGAUGUGAUGAAUGAUGCUAUGAGUCUGGGGGUCCACCGGCUCUGGAAGGACAUGCUACUCCAUGUUAUGAACCCCCAGCCAGGCAUAUGCCUACUGGACGUAGCUGGAGGAACAGGUGACAUCUCCUUCAGAUUCCUGGACUAUGUGAGGUCUCAGCAGGAGCGUGUUGCACGGCGGACUGCCCGGGCCAACCAGACCCCCUCCUGGCAGGAGAUAUCAACCAGCUACACGACCCCCACGGAGGGAAUAGAGAUGGAGACAGAGGCCAGAGAGUCCAGGGCUGUAGUCUGUGACAUCAACAAGGAGAUGUUAAAAGUGGGCAAACAGAAAGCGGAGAGCAUGGGCAUUAGUAGUGGUCUGUCCUGGGUGGUAGGAGAUGCAGAGGAACUGCCUUUCGAUGAUGACCAGUUUGAUGUGUACACCAUUGCUUUUGGCAUCCGUAAUGUCACCCACAUAGACCUGGCUCUACAGGAGGCUGUACGGGUGCUGAAGCCAGGGGGAAGGUUCAUGUGUCUGGAGUUCAGUAAAGUCACCAACCCCCUGCUGGCCAGGCUCUACGAUGCCUACAGUUUCCAGAUGAUCCCAGUGCUGGGGGAGGUGAUCGCUGGCGACUGGAAGUCCUAUCAGUACCUGGUGGAGAGCAUCAGGAAGUUCCCAGACCAGGAGACAUUCAAGCAAAUGAUUGAGGAUGCAGGGUUAUUUUCUGUCCGCUACCACAACCUGACAGGAGGAGUGGUGGCCCUACACUCUGGAUUCAAGCUGUGAACAGAGCAGUGCUGAUCUAGGAUUGGGUACCCACUGUCGAUUUGUAAUUGUAUUCAUUAGGAUCUAAAAGGCGAAACUGAUCCUAGAUCAGCCCUCAUACACUGAGACAUUUUAUGAAUACGGGAACUGGACUUAACUCUAACCAGUCAAGGCCGAGGCCCAGUGUCAGACAGACAGCUCCUCUAGGGUAUGUGUGACUGGGGUUUUAAACCCAAGCAGAUUCCACCGCAAACGUCAAGGAAACAAUAUACACAGAAAUGGAAACACUGACAUGCUGGUUACAAUAUUUGUGUAUUGUAUUUAUUUUUCUGAUGGUUUGAGGAAAGGCUGGCUUUUCUCAGGGGUACAAUAAAUAAUCUAUUUGGCAAGUUUCAAUGUGAACCCAACCUCUGCUCACAGGUCCUCUAGAAGCCAGAAGUUCUGUCCCAAAUGACACCCUAUUUCCUAUAUGGACCCUGGUCAGAAGUAGUGCACUAAAAAGGGAAUAGGGUGCCAUUUGGGAUGUAGCCUGAGCGACCAAUGGGAGGAGCACUUAGCAAAGGGCGCAUCAUGACAACUAUUUAAAAUCUCAAUCUUUUUUUGUAAUGUCAACUGGUUUUACAAUAAAAGUAAAUGCCUAAGUCCUCUAUUGUGCUUUAGCAAUCCAAUAUUGUUUCCUGCUUUCAAAAUAAGUACUAACUUCUGUGAAACAUCUAUAAAUGCUUGAUUUAGUCACUUCUCUCCAUCUUUAUAGAGCAGUUCUCCCAUGUGAAGAGUCAUACUACCCUCAUCUGGUCAACUGGGAAACUACACUGAUCACUCUGAAAGUUAUGGACUGAUAUGGUCCCCUCUUGCCAAAACUUGACUGAACCACACAAAGCCACUAAUUGUGUACAAAUCAAUCAAAUAAAACUUUAUUGAAAGCCCA